This is a messenger RNA of Cryptomeria japonica (Japanese cedar), 771 nucleotides long. RefSeq names its product protein MAINTENANCE OF MERISTEMS-like. Gene Ontology annotation, biological process: meristem maintenance; meristem development. The transcript is spliced from 2 exons. The coding region runs from base 1 to 771 and encodes 256 amino acids. NCBI's taxonomy places the organism in Eukaryota, Viridiplantae, Streptophyta, Pinopsida, Cupressales, Cupressaceae. The record is from RefSeq and is a predicted model, not a curated record.
AUGGGGGUGCCACCUUGUGAACGCGGGGGUGCCAUCCCACCGAUGGGGGGAGCAACCCUGCCCAUGCAAGGGCACAGCCCUAUAAGAGCAGGGGAAAUCCCGCUGGCGUGGGGGUGCUGCCCCACAGGCGAAGGGACCAGUGGGACAGCUGUCCUGCACUGGAGUGUGGAAAUUAUUUCAAGUCGUGAGAGACAUUUUGAGGUACUGAGGCUUGGAGAGGAGUUGAACGAUGUAGAGUGUGCACACAUUGAUGUGAUAGGGUUGGGUUAUGUGGCACAGAUGCCAAACAUUCGGUCACACAUGGCAAUGCUGAGAGCGUUGAUAGAGCGAUGGAGGAGUGAGACCUCUACCUUCCACCUGCCUGCAGGUGAGAUGACCAUGACCCUUGAGGAUGUAUACCGGAUCAUGAGACUGUCGAUACGAGGAGCUCAGUAUAUUGCAGGGAGGUUCGAGCAGGCGGAGGUCGUUAGACUCUUAGCUGGAGGAGAGAUUCCCUUGCGUUGGGGGAUGUUAUCACUGGAUCAUGCGAUGGCACAAGCACCACUAGAUAGGCUGAUAUACAUCUAUGUCUGUGCACUUGUCAAUGGUUACAUCAUACCAGAUCGUGGUGAGAGGUUUAUUGUACUAGGGAUGAUCCCAGUGGUUGUAGAGGCAGUGCACAGCGACAGACCGAUGGCCUGGGGGACCUUGGUGCUGACAAAGCUAUACAGGGAGCUCCAUGAGAUCAUAUAUCAUCCAGGCAAGGGAUUCAGAUUCAUCACACUUUUAUAG